Macroventuria anomochaeta is the source of this 2333-nucleotide messenger RNA. Its product is annotated as putative pyoverdine/dityrosine biosynthesis protein. Bases 90 to 2039 code for a protein of 649 amino acids. Lineage: Eukaryota; Fungi; Ascomycota; Dothideomycetes; Pleosporales; Didymellaceae. The transcript has 2 exons. The record is from RefSeq and is a predicted model, not a curated record. Gene Ontology annotation, molecular function: oxidoreductase activity.
UCAAUCAACACAUCAUUCAAACAUCAUUCCGCCCUUCCUCUCAAAUACUUUUCUUUGUUUCCCUUUCUUAGUCAAUUUCCGUCUUCAUCAUGACUUCAAUUCAGACACCGCAGUCCGCCACCAUGGCCGAUAUCAAAGCGACUGAAACAGCAACCAUACAGAUCGUCACGACUGAGAUCCUGGACCUCUCAGUCUCGGAGCACGACGUUCCAGUACCAUCGAGCCAGCAUGAGGCAACUGCUACUACAGUCCUCCGAAUCAUCGAACAGUACGGAUUGAACUACGAGCGAACAGGAUCAUGGGAUGGUUUUGAAACGUUCUUUCCCAUUGUGUUGGGGCAGGUUUCACGCGGUGAACCUGUCAAGAUGCUCCUCCCUGGCUUCCCCUUCAAAUCGCCCAACUCAAGGGACAAGGUCCUUAGCAAACUACCUGACCUUGGAGAGGAGCUUGCCUUGAAGCACCUCAACGGGCUUUGUGAGAACAUCGAGGCAGUUUACGAGCAUGGAGCCGAGGUUCACAUUACAUCAGAUGGGCUCGUAUACAACGAUUUGCUUGGUGUUCCUGACGAGGAUGUUUGGAACUUUGGAGAGGCCGUCCGCCAGAUUACCAUCGAGAACGACCUGCACCACCUGAGUUUCCUGCGCCUGUGGGAUUUGCUCGGCACUCCUGGAACAUGGUCAAAGGAGCACUACCUGGCAAACGCAUCGAACAUCCGCCAAGAGCUGAAGGAACGUUACGGAGACCCACAGUUCGAGGCUGACAUGGCCAACAAAUCCAGCAGUGAUAUGCAGAUGACCCACACCAAGUACCUCGAAUUCCUAAAGUCAGAUCUCUUAUUGAACAAGAAUUGGCUGGCAAAGUCUCCAGAAGAGCAGGAUGUCAUGAUCGCGGACACAGCGAAGGCGAUGAUGGGUCGCUGGAAGGCGUUCGCCGCUGCGCUUGAAGCGAGCCGUACCGAUUAUGUUCGUCUUUCAAUCCACGACUCUGGCGGCAAGGAUAAGCUCUCGAUGGCGCUCAUUCCACAGAAGCAGAGAGGUGCGCUGGGUGCCACACCAUGGCACUCUGUCGUAGUUGCGGAGCUGGACGGCAGCUACCGUUCAGUGCAGAGACACACUGUCGACCAGGAGAAAUAUGAGCUCAUUCACCAUAACGGUCGGCCAUACUUCUUCCGUGCCAAGUCAGAACUCUUUGACUGGAGCGCUGAUGGUUGCGAUGCCACCUUUGAACAUCUCUAUCCCACUGGCCUCAUCAUCCGCCCUACCACUGGUGCACCUUCCAUGACCACCAUCCCCAUGAAGAAGGUCCGCAAUCUGACGAACAUGUUCUCUCCAAUCGUUCUUCGUGGUUUCUCCAACACCACCGAGCAAGAGACAUUCAUCAACAGUGCCCACAACCUGGGCGAGGUCCUCGUAUGGCCUCAGUACGGCGUCAUGGCCAAAGUCAAAGACGCAGGAAAGGACGACAAGAAUGCUAACAACGUCACUUCCAACGAGGCGAUGCCCAUGCACUUUGAUGGUAUCUUCAAGUACAAAGAUGUCGCUGACCCGGUCACUGGCGAGAUCACAAAGGUGUUGAACCCUCCUGGCUACCAGUACUUCACCUGCAUUGCCACAGCACCAAAAGGAAGCGGCUACACUCUCUUCACUGCAUCACGUCUCUUCUUCCGCUACCUCUCCCCUCCCUGGACGGUCGAGCGCCUUGAACCCGUGACAUGGGGCACGCACAAUACCGGGUUUUGGAAGCAGGAUCAGGAGAAACUUAGCCUGGUCGUCAGGCACCCAGUUACCGGUGAGCCUUGCCUUCGCUGGCACGAACCCUGGAACAAGACGAAGUACUCGACUUGCGACGUCUUCAUUGAGAACGAGGACAAGGCGCUGAUCGAUGUUAUCAAUGCCGGUAUCUAUGAUUGGCGCUCCUGCUUGAGGUUCAGCUGGGAGGAGGGAGAUCUGUUGGUCAGCGACAACACUGCUAUGCUGCACACUAGGAGUGCAUAUGAGUCGGAUUGCGAUAGGGAGAUGUGGAGGAUUCACUUCGAUUGAGUCCGCGCUUUGAGGACAUGAACUGUUUGGCAUUGAGCAUACCGUGGCCCGCGUUGUUAGCGUUAUCUUCAAUCAUUUGAAGGCCUUUCAAUCCAAUGUUGCUUUGUUCUCGCGGCUUGUAUUCUGGUAGAUAAGUGUACCCCUAAAGUGCACCAGUGGAUUGUGGGGUGAAGAAGCUUUGCCGACACUUUGGUUGCCCGACUAUGAAUGGGGCCGCGGAGGGUACAGCUUGGCGGAGCGCAACUGCCGAGCGAUACGAUUCGUUCUUGCAAUUUGAAAUGUUCAUAUCCCGUG